CGACGACGAAGGAGGAGGACGACGACGGAGGAGGAGGACGACGACGGAGGAGGAGGAGGAGGAGGAGGGGAAGGUGGACGAGGUGGAAGAAGAGGUGGAGGAGGAGGCCACGACGAUGGAGGCGGAGGUGGGAGAGAACUUAGAGGAGGAAGAAGAGGAGGAGGGCGAGGAGUAGGACGAUGACUGGGAAGAGGAUGAGGAAGAGCAUGGRAAGGACAACRAMYAGUAGGGGGGAYAUGGAUUGGCUGGACGAGGAGGAAGAAGAAGAAGCGGGGGAGGAGGACGCCGUGGCGAUGGAGAAGAACGAGGAGGAAGACGGAGAGGAGGACGACGACGAGGAAGGAGGUGGAGGAGGAGGAGGAGGAGAAGGAGGAGGAGGAAGAAGAGGUGGAGGAGGAGGCCACGGCGAUGGAGGUGGAGGAGGAGGAGGAGGAGGACGAGGCCACAUUCUCCAUCACCACGGCCUGCUUCUCAUCACACUCCUCCAUGAUGGACGCGCCCGAUUGCGGUCACUUGUCGGUAUGGCGGGUGGGGGCGAUGGAGGGGGGGGCAGAGCAACUCCUGGCAUGCAGGUUGCAUCCACACAUGUGGGGUUGAGAGCGAGACAGAGGACCUUGGAUCCUUUCCUGGGGAACAAGGUGCAGAAAGAUCUGGACCGUCUCUUGGCACUUGCCAUGUAUCGAGGCGGUGUUUCCUUCAACUGGCUGUGGUUGAAGGAGACGCAGAAUUAUUGGGACUAUAUUAUCACUCUCUUGCGUCCCUCCAUUGUGUCGGUCCCGCGCCUGCUGACAUACGAGGGAGUCAGGACGAGGAUGCUGGACAUUAUCUACCACGAGGUCGCGGCACUCAUCGCCCCUAAGAAGGCAAAGUGGAUGAACACCGGAUGCACGUUGAUGACGGACGGGUCGACGGACCAGAGGAACAAGCCCAUCAUGAACUUCAUCGCAGCAGGGCAGUCUGGACCGGUCCUCAUUCGUACAAUCGACAUGUCAGACCGGGAGAAGACUGGCAUCAGUUUGGCGGAGAUAUGGGAGAGUGUCAUACGAGAUGACAUUAGGGUCGAGAAUGUCAAUGCGAUUUGCACAGACAAUGCGGAGGUGAUGAAGUCAGCGGCCAACGUUCUGCAGUCCCAUCCAGACUCCGCCAUUGCACGCAUUCCUUGGAUCCCGUGCGCAGCACAUUGCCUGAGCUUGCUGCUGAGGGACAUUGCUGCACAACCUUGGGCAAAAGUAGUCAUGCAGCGGGCGCACAAGUUAAUCAAGCUCAUGAGAAACAAACAGAGGGCGCUCGCACUGCACCGAGCCACGGAGCAUGCGCUGGACCCCAGACGACCAGCAGAUACUCGAUUCGGGACUGCUUUCAUGAUGUUGGAGAGGCUGUGGGCGCAAAGGUUCGUGCUUGAUGAGGUGGUGUCGUCAGAUAAGUGGAGACGUGCACGAUGGGCUGGCGAUGCACGGACUGAUGAGUCGGAGGUCCGCAGGCUGUGCAGAUCUGAUGCAUGGUGGCAGCAAGUGAAGAGAGUGAUGGACGUGAUGGAGCCGUGUUACAAUUUCCUCAGGGUCAUGGACCGCGAUGGGUCGUCACCGCCAGGUUUGUGGGAUCUGCAGUCAAUCCUCCGGAGGAAGAUUGAUGCUCUGCAGCUGGACGAGCAUCAGAGGGCGGCUGUCAUGGAGAUUGUGGCAGAUAGGUGCGCGAUGAUGCGUCAGCCUGCCCAUGCUGCGGCUUAUUUGCUGGAUCCUCGUAGGCGCGACAUGUCGCUGCUGAGGGACCGGUCGGCCCCUGUUGUGCAGAGCGCACUUGACCACUUCGCUCGCACUUUGGGCGGGGACUGGGGGGCGGAGGAGAUGCACAACCUCUGGGAGGCUUUAUGGACUUUCCAUUCAGACGAUCCGCGAUACCGGCUGGAGCAUGGACCUCACUGGUGGGACCAGUACGCCACUCGGGAUGCAGCAUCGAGGACCAUGCACCCGGCGUUGUGGUGGGACCUUCACGGCGGCCGUUUCCCAAGGUUGCAAGCCAUCGCGAAGAAGGUGCUUGGCAUGUGGUCGACAGCAACUCCUUGCGAGCGCAACUGGGCGACUCACGACUUCAUUCACACGAAGAGGCGCAACAACCUCUCCGCUAAGAGUGUUGAGAAACUCUUGUUCAUUCAUUGGAACAUGCAACUUCUCAGUGCUAGCAGGCGGCCGGAGAGUUGUUAUAUUGACGUGUGGGCGAAUAUGGUAGAGGACCCCCCAGAGGAGAUCGACGACACAGAUGUGAUCCCCCCAGAUGUGGGCGAGGAUGACUGGGAGCUGCAGGAUCAGGUUAAUCGUCUCAAGGACGGCCGUAAUCGGAUCACGUCUUUAUCAGUAGACGAUCGUUUGGCAGAUACAAUGGCCCCAUGGCAGGAUGCGGUGUGGAUGCACCGCGAGAUGAUGGAGCAGGCGCAGGCGGAUCGGGGCAGAGGGAAGGCGAGGCAUAAUGAUAGCAUGGACGAGAGGGCAGAUCAGGCAGUGGAGCACAGGGCACAACACAGGGAGGGGGUGCAGCAGGUGGGAGAGCAGUUCUCAGAGCGUCCGGGGGUCAGACAGAGUGUCGUGCAGACGGUGGAUUGGAGGGCGGACGUGGUUGCAAAGGAAUUGAUGGGGCACAGGGCUGAUCAGAGGGUGGGUGACAACACAGACCGUAUGGCGGUGCAGACUGCAGUGCAGCGGGUGGGGGGAGGUUUGGCCGCGACAGUGGAACAGAGGGCGGUCCAAAGGGUACAUCCAUGUGCUCCCCUUGCUGCAGAUCAUAGGGUGGGGCAGAGGGUGGAGCAGAGGGUGGGGCAGAGGGUGGAAGUUAGAGUGGAUGUGAGUGUGGAGCAGCAAGCGGACGAGGGGCGAUCAGACAUUGUACGCGAGAGAGUGAGUGACAGGAUUGACGAGAGUGUCGUUCGAGAUGAGGGCGUUGUGAUGGCGGAGGACAGGACGGAGGACAGGAGGGAGGAGACGGGUAGGGUUCCCCCGCAGGAGAGCCGUGCUCGAGACAUCACACUCACUAGGGGUUCAUUCUACGGGAUUCCUUCGCUGCCCCCACGUGCCGCACAAUCCUCGCAGGGGGUGGAUCUUGGUGUACAUUGCAUGUCGCCAGCACAUCGCGUGGCAGCUCAGGAGCGAGCAUCUGGUGGAGGUGGGGGAGCUCUCGACAGCGUCUCCGGUAAGGCGAUGCAGGGCGGGGGACGCAACUUGUUAAUGGCAAGUCACGCACCCUUGACCAGUGUAGCAGGCAUACCGCCAUUGCCAUCACCUACAGACAUCCUUUCACCCCGCACUUCCAUGCCCAUUGAGCGCCCUACUCUACCCACGUCACUACGACCAUCAUCAUCUAGGACUGCUACCAUGCUGGGCAUGCCCCCGCUUCCGGCACGACAGUCUUCGGCUAUCCGCGAUAAUGUGAAGACGAGCCGUGCUGGCAGGAAGAAGAGACAAAGGGAGGAUGAUGUAGGCGGGGAGCCACCUCCUACACGUCGAGGUCGUGGCCGGCCUCGUGGCUCAGGCAAAGGCCGAGGCAAGCAACACCAGUCAUGGGCACUGAGUGCACUAGGCCACGACAGGUUAGAGACUGGCGAUGUUGCGGAGGGGAUCACUGCAGGAGUUGGUGUUCUUGCAGGUGUCGGUACAAGAUCUCGAGCAGGCAGUAGAGAGAUACAGAAAACCUCUACUCGUGUGCUGGACGAUGAUCCUGAUGAGAAUGAUGAUCGCAACACCUCAGAUGAGAUGUCCGGCAGCGACUAUGAGGAGGAGACACGUAUGAGGGGUGAGGAUGAGGCAGGAGAUGACGACAACUUCGAUGGCACCGGCGACAUGGCGGACUAGUGGGAUGUACUGUGGUAGUGCCCGUCCAUCUGCGUC
This is a messenger RNA of Chara braunii, 3875 nucleotides long. NCBI's taxonomy places the organism in Eukaryota, Viridiplantae, Streptophyta, Charophyceae, Charales, Characeae. The record is from the annotation of a GenBank genome assembly.